Messenger RNA from Asparagus officinalis (garden asparagus), 1001 nucleotides. RefSeq lists its product as uncharacterized. The transcript has 5 exons. The record is from RefSeq and is a predicted model, not a curated record. Bases 272 to 796 code for a protein of 174 amino acids. Gene Ontology annotation, cellular component: intracellular membrane-bounded organelle. Lineage: Eukaryota; Viridiplantae; Streptophyta; Magnoliopsida; Asparagales; Asparagaceae.
AGACAUUUUGUCUGUUAACACUCAAUGGUCUUGCUGCACGCCACCGAGAUUGGAGUAAACCCUAAUAAGCAGUUAAAGCAACAGAAAGCAGUCUCUUAAGAUCGAAGAAACCCAAAAAAGGGGUACAUUUUCUUCUCAAAUCCUCACAAGGGCGACUCCUUUUUGGCUCAAUCGCUGAAGGAAAUCGAACAGAAAGCAAAAGAUUCGAUUUUGAUUCAAGGGUUUUGUUCUAUUGAGAAAAAGGGGUUAAUUUACUCUGGAAUUGGGCACGAUGCAGUGGGUCAACGGAAAGAUCGUUGAUCCUCUCCUUCAAAUCGUCAAAAGGGGAGCAGAACCAAAGCAGCUGGCAUUUUCUACUGCUCUUGGCAUUACACUGGGAGUUUUCCCCAUCUGUGGGGUCACAGUAUUUCUUUGUGGGUUGGCUAUAGCAUCAUUGGGCAGCCGUUGUCAUGCUCCAAGUGUAAUGCUUGCUAAUUUCAUUGCUACACCGAUUGAGCUAAGUCUGGUAAUACCUUUUUUGCGAUUGGGCGAAUUCAUCUCUGGCGGCCCUCGCUUUCCAUUAACAUCCGAUGCAAUGAAGAAGGUAUUGACGGGCCAUGCAUCGCGAGAAGUACUUAUCAGUGUAAUUCAUGCGUUGUUGGGGUGGAUCAUUGCAGGCCCUCUCAUACUUGGUGUGCUAUAUACAAUUUUUCUUCCAGCUUUCAAGUAUCUUGUUCGCAAUUUCAACACUCUACCGCCAAGUCCGAAGGAUCUCUCUCCUCGUGCUGAGAUCAAGGUGAAGGUUAGGGAUGUUUAGUCCUGGUUUGAGGGAGGAGAAGAGAAUUUGUACAUAUUUUACUUCUGAAUGCUGAUGUGGAUGGUAAUUUGCUGAUAUUUCUUGCUCACCCACCUUUAAAUUAUCAGCCAUGACAUGUGUAUGAAAAUAAAUUAGCCUCGUGUUCAGGAUUUUAUGUUUUUAUUUGGGGGCCAAUGCAAGAAGAGGCUACUACAAAAUUUGGAUU